AUGGAUUUGCCAGUAAAGUUGGGUUUUGUGUUUGACGCCUCAAACAUAGGAUUAGGUGCAGUACUAGCACAUGUAAUGCCAGAUGGUACAGAAAAACCAAUAGCUUUUGCCUCUAGAGUAUUGAACAAAGCAGAGAGAAAUUACUCACAAAUAGAAAAAGAAGCAUUAGCACUAGUAUAUGGAGUGAAAAAGUUCCAUAUGUAUUUGUAUGGCAGGAAAAGGUUCACCUUAGUUACAGACCACAAACCAUUAUUGAUGAUUUUAGGUCCAAAGGCAAGUUUACCGUCGUUAGUAGCUGCAAGACUACAACGUUGGGCAAUCAUAUUAGCGGCAUAUGAUUACAACAUAGAAUAUAGACCAACAUCCAAGAUGGGUAAUGCAGACGCUUUGUCGAGAUUGCCUGUAGACAAAGCACCAGAACAACAUGAGGAAAGUAUUCUUUUGAUUUCUGCUUAUAAUUUACCUAUUACAGCUAAGGAAAUAGCACAAGGUACAAAGAAAGACCCAGUACUUUCAAAAGUAGUGCAGAGUCUAAUAACCGGCAGAGAUAUUUGUGCAGAUGCUAAUUGUAAACCAUACAAAGAAAUUUGGAAUGAAUUGAGUGUAACUCAAGAAUGUAUUUUGAGAGGAUCAAGAGUAGUGAUUCCAAAUGCAUUAAGAAAUAGAGUUCUAUCAGAAAUACAUGCAGACCACCAAGGUAUUGUCAGAUCAAAGUCAAUUGCUAGAACUUAUGUUUGGUGGCCAGGUGUUGAUAGGGACAUUGAAAAUUUGGUUAAGAAGUGUAUGAAUUGUGCAUUGCAACAAAAUAAUCCAAAACCAACAAGAAUGCACCCAUGGGAAUUACCCAGAUACCCGUGGCAACGUGUACAUGUAGAUUUUGCAGGUCCAUUUUUAGGAUACUCAUAUCUAAUAUUAGUAGAUGCAUAUAGUAAGUGGCCAGAAGUUAUACCAAUGCAAACAACUUCAUCGGUAGCAACUAUAAAAUCACUCAUGCAAAUCUUUGCAACGCAUGGUUUGCCAGAAAGAAUAGUGACAGACAAUGGCCCACAGUUUACUUCACAGGAGUUUAAGGAAUUUCUGAAUGUAAAUGGUAUACAACAUACAUUAUCAGCAACUUAUCAUCCAUCCACGAAUGGUGAAGCAGAAAGGUUUGUUCAAACUUUCAAACAUAAUAUGAAGUGUAGGCAAGCAAAUUCUGGUAAUGUAGCAUCUCACAUUGCAAAGUUCCUAUUAUCCUAUAGAACAACCGUGAAUAAUACUACGGGUGUAACACCAUCUUAUUUGUUGAUGGGGAGGAGGAUCAGGAAUAAGUUAGAUCUAAUGUAUCCAAGCUUGCAGAGUCAGUUAGAACAGAAAGGUUAUGAUCAAGUAAGUAAGCUUCCCAAUGUAAGACAUUUCGCUCCUUCAGGUUAUGUCAUGGUAAGGUCAUACAAUACACCAGAAAAAAUGGGUUACAAGGAGAAAUUGGUCAGGAAGAUAGGUAAUUUACAUUAUGAUGUUAAUGUCGGUGGAAAGAUUGUAAAACGUCAUGUUGAUCAGUUGCAGUCAUUUGGUACAAACAAUACAGAAGUACAAGUUUCAAAUACCUCAGACUUAAAUAACUCAGAUGUGCAAACUGCUCACCAAGAUGUUCAAAAUCAUGCAACAGCUCAGAACACACCUAUAGUACUCCCUAACAGAAUGAGUAGAGGAAAACCUCCUGAAAGAUUGGAUUUGUAA
Molecule: messenger RNA, 1719 nt
Organism: Macrobrachium nipponense
Lineage: Eukaryota; Metazoa; Arthropoda; Malacostraca; Decapoda; Palaemonidae
Exons: 1
Coding region: 1-1719 (572 amino acids)
Biological process (GO): DNA integration
Molecular function (GO): nucleic acid binding
Source: RefSeq, a predicted model, not a curated record